Molecule: messenger RNA, 4708 nt
Organism: Myxocyprinus asiaticus (Chinese sucker)
Lineage: Eukaryota; Metazoa; Chordata; Actinopteri; Cypriniformes; Catostomidae
Gene: zc3h18
Product: zinc finger CCCH-type containing 18
Exons: 19
Coding region: 551-3973 (1140 amino acids)
Molecular function (GO): metal ion binding
Source: RefSeq, a predicted model, not a curated record
CUGGGUAAUGGCCGCUCUCAAUGUGUCGUGCAGGGUUUAUGCACUUCUCCGGUAAAGAAAAUUAAGAAUCCUCUCAACCGAUCGUUCAUUGUUUGAGCGCCGUCACCCUGAGGAAAGAGAAACCGGGUGAUUCCAUACACCGAGACCCUGUCUCCCAAGACUCUGUGGCUUGAAAGGUGACCGACUGUGUUUUAAUACGCGAUCUGCGGGUGUUUUGCAGGAGGGAGCGCUUUAUUGUUGUACGAGAUUUUAGCCAGUGUGUAGUGAAGAAACGACAUGCAACUCCUUAACUCGCGAAUAUAGAUUCAGAAAGUAACGUACGAGUUAUGUAAAGGCAGCUUCCGUGCGUUAAGUGGUGUGAUCGUGCGGGAAAUGUCGGAAACUAUGUGGUGUUUUCUUGUGAGCGGGCAGAAUCGGGCCUGUUAGCCGCUUCGCCAUCAACGAGCCGUCCCGUUUGGCACAUUGACUAAAGAUUAAGCGGAUAGUAAGACAUGUGUCAGUCACCCCUCUCAUGAAUCGAUUGCCUUAAAUCUGAGAAGAGUUCUUGCCAAUGGAUACACCUGAGAGCCCCACCCAGUCCCCCCAAUACCCCGAGGAGGAGGAGAAGGGUGUCUCAGACAGCGAGCUGCUGGAGUCACCUGAGUCACCAACAGAAGAAGACAAGGGAGUGUCGGACAGCGAGCUUCUGAAUGAUGACGAAAAUGACACUGAAGAACAAGUUGGUGGAUCAGACUUGGACUUCGAUGAUAGAGACAGGGUUGCAGCUAGUGGAGAAGAUCCAGAAGAACUUUCAGACCAGGAGGACUACAAGAUGGACCGGGAGGAGAAAGAAGACGGCCACCAAAAAGACCGUGGUAUGACGUUUAGAGGAAGAAGGCAGAACGUUAGCCAGUCUCCUGAGGAGGAAAUUCUAGACACGCCUAGAUCACCGGACCCUGAGUCACCUGGACCAGAACACGAGCGACCUUUCACCCCAGCGGAGGAGGAGAGGGAAGACACCAGAGUAGAAGAUGAGGAGGAUGACGAUGGGGUUGAAGAAGCCACCAAGUCUGGCCUUGGUUGUGCCGAGCUGGAGGAAGAGGAUGAUGAGGAAGAGGAGAGGAGGAGGAGAAGGGCGGCGAUGGAAGUGAGUGAUUUGAAGGAUGAAUCUUCCGUAUCUAGAGAUCUGGAUGAACACGAGCUGGAUUAUGAUGAGGAGGUUCCAGAGGAGCCGAGCACUGCUGCUCCUGAGGAGGACGACGCAGAGAAAUGUCCUGCUGGGGAGGAUGGAGAAGAUGAGGAGGAAGAGGAUGAAGAGGAGGAGAAGAGGAGGAGGAGGAAAAAGGAGAGGAAACCUAUUCUGCCUCCAGAUAAUAAUGACACGCAGAUGAAAAAGUAUGAGGACUCCAGGGAGAGAGGCAGAAGAGAUUUGUUCCGUGAUAAAAAGAAAGAUGAAGAUGAUGGAGAGAUUGAUGAGGGAGAGAUAGACGACGAUGACCUGGAAGAGGGGGAGGUGAAAGACCCCAUGGACAGGAAGAUCAGACCCAGACCCAUCUGCAGGUUUUUCAUGAAAGGAAACUGCACAUGGGGCAUGAUCUGUAGGUUCAUCCAUCCAGGAGUCAAUGAUAAAGGCAACUACUCCCUCAUCUCCAAACCAGACCCUUUCUCCCCAAAUGGAGCACCUCCUGGAGGAGGAGCACCUCACCCCCUCAUGCCUGCUAACCCCUGGGGAGCCCCUGCUGUAGAGGAGUUGCCUCCCCCUCCCCCUCCUGCAGAUCCUCCGGUGGAGAGCGCCUGGGAAAGAGGCCUUAGACAUGCCAAAGAGGUGUUGAAGAAAGCCACCAUCCGUAAAGAGCAAGAACCCGAUUUUGAGGAGAAACGCUUCACCGUAACCAUAGGUGAAGAUGAUCGAGACUUUGACAAAGAAAAUGAUUUCUACAGGGAACGUGGCUAUCGCAUCACCAGAGAGAUCAGAGAACCUGGUGAUUUAGAGUUCAGAGAUCCAGGUUAUGGUGACCCAUAUGGCGACCCGUACUACGAUUAUGAUAUGGAGCCUUUUUGGCGAGGAGGCCAGUACGAGAACUUCCGAGUGCAGUAUACUGAGACUCCAGUGCCAUACUACCCUGACCGAGAACGGGAGAGAGAUCCUCGCGAGCGCCACCGUGAGAGAGAACGGGAGCGCGAGAGAGAUCACCGUGAGCGGGAACGCAGGCAAAGAGAGCGGGAGAGGGAAAGAGAGCGGGAGCGAGAGAAGGAAAGACAGCGCAGGAAGGAAGAGUGGGAGAGGGAUCGUCUGAAACGGGAUGAAAAGGAGGGAAGGCCAAGAGAGCGCCCUCCCAGAGAGCCACGGGAGAAGAAGGAUGACAAGGAGAAGCCACUCAAACCGCGUUCACCCACAAACAUGCCACCCAGAGGGCCAAUGGAGCCUCCACCUAAGAAGGAGAUGAUGCCCCUGCCAAAGAGGCCAGAUGAAUGGAAAGACCCCUGGCGCAGGUCAAAGUCUCCUAGGAGAAGGCCUGGUCUCAUGGGCUCCCCACCACGUGGCCGUAGGCGACAUAGACCCUCUGGAUCUUCUGUUUCUCUUUCCAAUUCCUCUAGGUCUUCAUCCCGGUCCUCAACAUUCACAGGGUCUGGCUCCUCCCGUUCUCGACCUCAUUCACGUUCGUCUUCAAUGAGUUCCUACUCAAGCCACUCUUCUCAGCACAGCUCUUUCAGCGGAAGCCGCUCAAGAUCCAGAUCCUUCUCUUCCUCACCUUCUCUGACCCCAUCAGCACAAAGAAACACUAAUAAGAACAAAGUGGAGCAGCCUCCUGGUCCAACGAAAGGCCACCUGUUGAAGCCUGGUGCACUGCCCCCUCCUCGCAGGGAGAAAGGACCCCCCAAAAUGACGCCCAGCCCGUCACUGCCUGCACAAACGGGGAAGCCACCCAAGCCCAUUGUGGAAGUGGGAAAGCCCCCCAACCCCCGUCCAGGUGGGAAGCCGCCUGGACCCAGAGAGCCAAGAGAACCGCCCAAUAUGAGAGAAGGACGCAAGAAAGAACGUCAGAAGCUCAACCCACCUCGCAGGCAAACUGUGAGUGUAAGUGGGAGCGGCAGCAGUUAUUCUGGCUCCAGCUCACGCUCAAGGUCUCGUUCCUCUUCAGCCUCGCACUCUCUGUCCCACUCCAGAUCCCACAAGUCUCGGUCUCUGUCGGUCAGCAGUGUGUCAUCUGUCUCCUCCGCCUCCUCCAGUAGCAGCUCGGUCCGGAGUGCUGACUCUGAUGACAUGUACGCUGACCUGGCCAGCCCUGUGUCCUCUGCCAGCUCCAGAUCACCCACUCCUGGCCAUGCCCGCAAGGACAGAGGCCCUCCGCGGGACAGGGGCCCCAACAAAGACAGAGGAAAACCCCCAAAGAAGGAUGAGCCUUUAAAAGACGAGAGGAAGCGGGUGGACCCCUCAGAUCUCCCACCCAAAACCAGCUCUGGCAUGCCUAGAUCUGGGAACAGGGGACACCCUAUGCACCCGCCACCCAUGGGUCCUCCAGGAGGAUAUGGGUCUCACAAGGACAUCAAACUCACCCUGCUUAACAAGCAGCAAACAGACCGGGGCAAUAGGAAGAGGUACUUUCCUGCUGAUAAAGAGCGACCCCCUUCUCCUCUCAGCAAGAGGAUAGCACUGUCCCCUGACAGAGGGCGAGACAGGAGGAUGCCUGGGCGUCCCCCACUCUCUCCCAGAAUGGAUCGGCCCAAAGGCCAGGGUCCUCGGCCUAUGCCACCACCAGGAGAAAGAAAACGUCCUUUGUCUCCACCACCCAAGUCCUCUGGAAAAAGUCCUGCUGCCAUGUCUGCGGGUAAACCUCCUGCACCUGUGGCUGGAUCUGGGCCUGGAUCGUCCUCUAGUUCCGGUUCAGGCAAGCCGAGCAGCACCCUUUCUCGCCGCGAGGAGCUGCUAAAACAGCUGAAGGCCGUCGAGGACGCCAUAGCCCGCAAAAGAGCCAAAAUCCCUGGGAAAUAAACCACCAUGUCAGCUUGGCCUCGGCCAGCUUCUGGGACAUCUUAUUUCUCGAUGCCCAGCAUUUGCCAGAAAUGGGGAAACUGGUCACUGUUCUUUAACUCACAGGGCAUCACAUGCAUGUCCAGGGGGGAAAAGGAGACCACCGUUACAUUUCUGCCCAUUUUGCCCUCAGAGAGAGGUUGUCUAGAUUUUAUAUUGAUGUGUUAAAGUUGAGAAAUGUUCAUCUUCACUUUGUUUUUGCAGGAAGAUGGAAUCUUUACUGUAGUGUCUCAAAGAACUGUGUAUAUCCAAUGCAUACUUUUGCUCCCCAUCCUCCCCCAAACCCUUUACUCUUCUCUCUCAUAUUCUGUUUGCUUUUUCUAUUUGGCUCUAUUUGGAACCUCAUAUUUAGCAAAGUCCACCUUAACCAUGAAUUUGUCUAUCAGCCUGUAAAUGUUAAGCAUUUCGUGACUACUGUUUCUCACUAUGUACAAAUAUUGUUAGCCACAACAGCUGUUUGCUUCAAGUGUAUUAUUCUAGAGAACCAAUGACAGUGAUGUGAAGUAUUGUUUUUAUAAGAUUCUGCAUUGCCCCCAGCUUUUCAAAUGAAAACUUGCAUUUUAUUUGUCCCUCAUUUUUAGUUGAGAGUGUGAGAGGCUGCAAUGGGGACACCUGGAGAUAAGAAAAAAAUUCUGUCUUGCUUUUUGUGAAAGAAAAAAAGGCUUCUAAAUAAACUAUUUUGAUAAAGAGAAUAAA